UUGAAAAAUGUAGGUUUUGUUUUAACAAUAAUAAUUGAUUUUAAAUUCACUUACAACUAAAUUAGGUUUAAGUAUAUAAUUGUAACAUGAAUUAUAUUGAUUAUCUUAGAUUAAUGAGAAUCGUACAAACUAUUUAAUGUUUGAAAUCAGUUAUCAAUUUAUUUGAGUAUUAUUAUUACAAAUAAAAGUUAAAUAUUUAGGUAGUAGAUAAAAUACUAAAAUGUCGGAAGGAACACGAAUAAAUUCUGAACAAAUGUUGAAUAUGGACACUAAUACAUUGCUUAAACAAUUGAAGCAUUAUUUCCAUCACCAGACCUUCAAAAGUGAUUUACAAAAGAAUGCCAUUAUUGCAAUAUUAAAGCGAAAAUAUGAUGUAUUUGUAUCAAUGCCAACUGGAUCUGGAAAGUCAUUAUGUUAUCAACUACCUGCUGUACUUCAUUCGCCUAAAGUUACAAUAGUUUUUUCUCCUCUUAUAGCUUUAAUGAAGGAUCAAGUUGAUCAUUUAACACAUUUAAAAAUUCGUGCUGAAACAAUUAAUUCAAAAAUGACUGAAUCUGAACGAAAACGUGUUAUUAAUGAUUUAUAUUCUGUACAAGUAUCUACUUCAUUACUUUAUGUAACCCCUGAACAAGCAGCUACAGAAUUCUUUAAGGGAUUAUUAUCCUAUUUAGUACGAAAAAAUAAAUUGGCUUAUAUAGUGGUAGAUGAAGCACACUGUGUAAGCCAAUGGGGUCAUGACUUUAGACCCGACUAUUUGAAACUGGGAUUGUUAAGGGAACUUUAUCUUCAUAUUCCAUGGAUUGCACUUACAGCUACAGCUAGUGCCGAUGUUGUUAAGGACAUUAUGGAUGUAUUAUGCCUAAAAAAACCAGUCUCAAAGUUUACAACACCAUGUUUUCGAUCUAACUUAUUUUAUGAUGUUAUAUUUGAUGAUUCUAUUGGAAAUUCUUAUCAACAUUUGAAAGACUUUAUUGAUCAAUGUUUAUGUGAUGAUAUAAAUUAUUUGGAAAAUACUCCAAAUAUAAAUCCGUUGAAUCAACCAUGUGGUAUAAUAUACUGUAGAACGAGAGAAUUAACUGAAGAAAUAGCCACAGUUCUUAGUCGGAAAGGUGUUUCCAUUGCCCCUUAUCAUGCUGGGUUAAAAGAUAAAGAACGACUUGUGGUGCAAGAAGCAUUUAUGAGUGGACAUAUUCAAGUUAUAACAGCAACUGUAAGCUUUGGAAUGGGAAUUGAUAAAGCAACUGUAAGGUUUGUCGUACACUGGGGUAUACCAUCUAGCAUACCAGCAUAUUAUCAAGAGUCUGGCCGAGCUGGAAGAGAUGGAAAAUUAGCUCGAUGUCGAAUUUACCAUUCAAAACAAGCAAAAAAUUCAUUAGAUUUCAUUUUAAAAUCUGCAAUAACUCAAGCUAAAACUCAAGAUAAACAAAAAAAAGCUAAAGGAAGUUAUAGCAUGUUUCUUAAGAUGAUACAGUUCUGUGAAAGUGUACAAUGUAGACAUGAAUUUUUUGCUGAUUUUUUUGGAGAUACCAAACCCCAAUGCAUUGAUAAAUGUGAUGUAUGCUCAAAUAAAGAAGCUGUAAAAAUAGAUUUAGAUGUAUUUAUGUAUGGAAUAAAUAACAGGAAUCAUACAAUUGUAUCAAAUGAACAAUUAGUAUCUAGUGAUUUUUAUGGAGGAGGACGCAAUGCUAUUAAUGAGGAAAGUGAAGAAUAUGCACGUGAGGGUGAAAGAGAAGAGCACAAAAAAAAUUUAGAACUAGAAUUAGAAAUAAAACGGCAGUUUGAAAUUAGAAGAGCUAAUAUACAAAAUAUUAUCAAAGAAAAUGAAGAAUUAGUAAAAAAUUCAAAAGUUAGAGCAGCUGCAUCUACAAUAAAAAAAGUUAAUGGUUUGCAGUUAUCAGUAAGAGAAGAAUUAUUAAGGUUCAUUGAAGAGUAUUUGGAGAAAAAUAUUGAAGCAUGCUCUUUAUUUGAUUCACUAACAGAAAUAACAAAAGAUGAUCUUCAUAAUAUUGCAGUGGACUUAGAAUAUGAAGCAUUUACUAGUUCAAAAGUUGUAGCUGUUUAUCGGAAAAAAAUUGCUAAAACAGUAUCCCUUAUUAAGGCAGAAACAAGAGCAUCAAACAUAUUUGAUAAAAUUAAAAAUUAUACACGACCAGUGAAAAUUAAAGAAGAAUCUAAAGUUAAUUCAAAUAUUGAACUCCCUCCUAUUGUUACAGCUUCAGAUCUUAUUCAAGCUCAAAUAAAAAACAAAACGCCUGAGCCAAAAAUCAAAAGAGGGAUUAAACGAGAUCAUUUAAUGCAGCAAUCAAUGAAAUCAUUUGUAUUUUCGACUACUUCUACUUCUGUAACAGAGAAUGAAGAAUGUGCUACAAAAAAACCUAGAAUAGAGAAUACUGAUAGUGACAUGGAAAUAUCUUCAGAUGAUGAAGUUCAUAUUAUAGAAAGUACUAAUAUAAAUGAUCCUAAAAUCUCAGAAACUCCAAUUAAAGUAGAAGAAUUAUAUCCUGAACAGCAAACAAACUAUGUAGCAUUUAACAUUGAACCUAAAUUUAAUGAAUCAUAUUAUCAAACUACAUCUACUAAUAUACAAGUACCCAAAAUAAUUAUGGCUUCUAACUUAAUAAAAAACAACCAUGAAUCCAGUUCAACAUAUGAUUCUUCUAAAGAUUUGUUAAACGUUGAAAGUGACUAUUUAGCUAUGAAUAAUAUGCCAGCAACAAAACAAGACCAAAAAAUUCUUAUUACUCCUAAUAACACAUGUUCAAAUAGUACAAAAAAUAUUGAAAAUGGUUUAUCACAUAUUCAGUCUAAAAGUAACAAAUCACUUAUGUCAGAAAAAAAUAUUUCUGAAAUUUUUAAGGAAAUUUCAGAAAUUUUAACUCCAUCAGAAAAUGAAAAAGAUUUAACUAUACAAAACAAUGAACUCCUGAUACAGCAAAAGCAAAAUGAUACAAAACAAUCAUCAAUUGAACAUAGAUUACAUGUUCAGCAAAAUGCUGAAAUAUCUGCAAUAAAGAAUAUGAAUAAUCUGUUCGGUGAAGAUAGUGAUGAUGAAAGUAAAUUAGCAUUAGUUGAUGUUAAAAAAAAAUCCUUAGGUGUCCGACUUGGUAUGUCAUCAAAUGUAAAUUUUACUAAUAAGACAAACAAAAAUUCACACGAGUCAAUGAAAAUAAAUAAAAAUAAGACUGAGGAUCCGAAUAACAAACAAAAAAAAUUUGAACUGUCAAAUUUGGUUGUAAAAUUAUUAAAUCCUUACUACAAAAAUAAUUUAUUUAAAACUAAAGAAUUAUUUAAAUUUAUGGCAAGACAAAUUGUUCAUAAACUGUUGGAGUCUACUAGUCAUCCAGAAGAGCAAAACAUCAAAUUAAUUAUCAGAAAAUUAUUUCCAAAGGAACAGAAAAUAAAGAUUGAAUCUGAAGAUCAAAUAUUGAAGUUAUUAAGAUCAAUUCCUUAAUAUUUCAUAUUUAAUUUUAUAAAUUGUUAUGAUGUUUUUGUUGAAUAAUGUGUUUGUUCCUUAUAAUUUUACUUUAGUAAGUGUUAUCAGAUUUAAGUGAUAAAAUUAAGUUUAUUUUUAUAUAUUUUUUAAUUUUAUUUUAUUUUGCUGAAAAAAGACUUAUAUUAGUUAUAUUUAAUUAAUUUUUUUUUUGUAAUGAAAG
Molecule: messenger RNA, 3653 nt
Organism: Rhopalosiphum maidis (corn leaf aphid)
Lineage: Eukaryota; Metazoa; Arthropoda; Insecta; Hemiptera; Aphididae
Product: ATP-dependent DNA helicase Q5-like
Exons: 12
Coding region: 221-3451 (1076 amino acids)
Biological process (GO): double-strand break repair via homologous recombination
Cellular component (GO): chromosome; cytoplasm
Molecular function (GO): nucleic acid binding; 3'-5' DNA helicase activity; four-way junction helicase activity
Source: RefSeq, a predicted model, not a curated record